Messenger RNA from Thrips palmi, 1785 nucleotides. Its product is annotated as 1-acyl-sn-glycerol-3-phosphate acyltransferase alpha-like. Gene Ontology annotation, molecular function: 1-acylglycerol-3-phosphate O-acyltransferase activity. Gene Ontology annotation, biological process: phosphatidic acid biosynthetic process. The transcript has 6 exons. Gene Ontology annotation, cellular component: membrane; endoplasmic reticulum. The coding region runs from base 397 to 1239 and encodes 280 amino acids. The record is from RefSeq and is a predicted model, not a curated record. NCBI's taxonomy places the organism in Eukaryota, Metazoa, Arthropoda, Insecta, Thysanoptera, Thripidae.
CUGACACUGGAGGGCGGUCGACGAGGCCGAGUCUGGACACGAGGCCGCGUACGCCGCGCACGGUGCAGGAGGACCAAGCAGCCAGGUCGCGGAGGCGAAGGUCGCAGUCAGGUCGCAGCCCUGCCCAGCCCUGGGCUCUGGUUCGACUCUGCAGACUCGCCGCGGUGGCCCCGCCCUACCGCGCCCCGCCGCGCCGCGUCUCGGAUUCGCCGAUAAGUCAAGUCAGUCAGUGAUAAGUCGCGGUCGCGGAUGCCCGUCGCUGCGCCCCUGCGCCCCGUCGUCCUCACGUGCUGUCCACGGUCGGGACUUGCCGGGACGCCGCCAGGACGCCGCGCUCUCCGAUGCGCUUGCAGGCGCCCCAGGAUUGAGUAGCAGUCACCCCCGAACGUGUCCCUCAUGAGCGCCAUGGGGACCCUGGACGCGCUGGCGGCCUUCGUGCUGCUCAUGGUGCUGUGCUCCACGUCGCGCGUCGUGCGGUACUACGCCAAGUGGACCGUGUUCGUCGUGUGGUCCACGCUGUCGGCCUGCCUGCCCAUCCCGCUCAUGCUGCUCAAGCCGCUGGACUGGAGGAACGCGCUCUUCCCCGCUCGCAGCCUGCGGGUCCUCUCGCGCGUCUUCGGGGUGCGCAUGGAGGUAUCCGGCAUGGAGAACAUCGUGCCCGACUCGGGCAGCGUGGUCCUCGUCAACCACCAGAGCCUGCUCGACCUGCACGUCCUGGCGGAGCUGUGGGUGCGCAUGGACCGCUGCGCCGUCAUCUCCAAGAGGGAGAUCUUCUGGCUGUGGCCGUUCGGCCUGGCCGCCUGGCUGUGGGGCACCAUCUUCAUAGACCGCCUCAACCCGGAGAAGGCCCAGUCCACCGUCAACUCCACCGGCGAGAGGGUGCGGCGGCAGAAGACAAGGCUGCUGCUGUUCCCUGAGGGCACGAGGAACGAAGGACCCGACCUGCUGCCCUUCAAGAAGGGCGCCUUCCACGUGGCCAUCGCGUCCCAGACCAACAUCCAGCCCGUGGUCGUGUCCCGGUACCACUUCCUGGACUACAAGCAGAGCAGAUACGACUCAGGGACCGUGGUGAUCAAGAUCCUCCCGGCCAUCUCCACGGAGGGCCUGAACAAGGACGACCUGGCCGAGCUGCUGGACCGCACCUACCGCAUCAUGCAGGAGGAGUACAAGCGCGUCAGCGAGGAGGCCGUCAAGCGGGACAACGUGAACCUGAAGGAGCGCGAGCUGGCCAGCAAGUGAGCCAGUCGGCCGCCGUCGGCGAGGGGCUGCUGUGCUGCACGACGGCCAGCACGACGGCCAGCACGCACGCGGCCUCCAGCGCCCGAAAGCAGGCCUGCGAACGUGCCUGCGAACUUGUGAUACUGCCAAGCCUGGCCAAGCCUUGGCAGCUACGGACAGACUAACUGAAGGCAGGCGUUCUCGGCGUGGCAUCGCCCGACGCCUCCCCAUGUGAUUUCUAGUUUGCCACUUCCCCUCAUCGCGGUAUCGCACUUGGACCGCAGUCGAGUGACUUUGCCCCGGUGCGCGAGGCCAGCGAGGCCCGCGAGGCCCGCGAGGGGGCGUGGCGCGGCGGGAGUUCCAUUUCACGGUCCGCGAGUUUCGGCCGCCAUGCCGGACUGCCGGACUACCGGACGUUGACGUUAUGGGCUACACUUUUCGGAUGGCCCUGGCCACCGAGUCCCGGCCUGUCCCGGGGCGUUCUUGUCAUUAGCUUGUAUUUAUUUUUCUUAUUGUGUCUAGUUUUAGUGUCAAUAACAUUACGGAAAGGACUUGCUGUGAUUUGUA